UCGGUUCGGCUUCGCGUUGGCCGAACUACAAGGCGUAACGAGUAAGGAGGCUGAGGUGAAUGAGAGAAGUGGCAAUAUCUUGGUAGAGGAACGUGCAAAUGCGGCGCUCGAAAAAAACAGUAUAAUUUGCUGUGCGAUUAAACGCCUUUUUUAAAUUAAAGACUAUCGAUUAAGAAAUUCAGGCAUACAAUCAUUCAGGAAAAUACCAAGAAGAUGACUGUAAAUGGAAAAAAAUGGUAGCGAGCUAGCUAGCUAGCAAUCCGGCUAGCUGGCCAUAAUGCUCUCUAAAUAGUUAGCUACUUAGCAGUCGUUAGCUGGCUAGGUAGAGUACAUAUAUUUUUUAAAAAAUCAAGAAACAUCAAUGAAACAUUUUAAUAUUCUGAAACGCCGGAUACAUUUAUGCACAUAUCGCAAUACUCCAAGGUGAAUUCGGUCAGCUUCUUCUUGAAUUUCGAGGGCCCCGAUGGAGCCCGACGGUUUGCGUGAAAGUCCGGCGGGUUCCGGAGGCCCGGAACCGGGCGAUUGGCGGGAGGAGACGCCUGGCGAGGAGGCGGAGGAGAAAGUCCGGGAGCAGAAAGGGAGAGCAGGGGAUGGUGGAAACGCCCAAAAUGUGGAAACGGCAGGGGGCGAAUUUGAGAAGGAUGGGAUAAAGCUGAAGGAGAAGACAGAAAAUGAAAAUGGUGAUGAAAAUAAUAUUGAUUACGAUGGGGAAGAGGACAAAAAAUAUGAAGAAGAAUUAGAUCCAAGAAUUCAGGAGGAGCUGGAGCAGUUGAACCAAGCGAGUGUAGAGAUCAACCAACUGGAGCUGCAGCUGGAUGAGGCGCGCUCCAGUUACAGGAAGAUCCUCACCGACUCAGCCCGGAAGCUGAACACUCAGGGAUCCCAGCUGGGCAUGUGCAUCGAGAAGGCCCGGCCAUACUACGAAGCUCGCCGACAGGCCAAAGAGGCUCAGCAGGAGACUCAGAAGGCGGCGUUGAGAUACGAAAGGGCCGUUUCCAUGCAUACAGCAGCCAGGGAGAUGGUGUAUGUGGCGGAGCAGGGGCUGCUUGCUGACCGGAACACAUUAGACCCCACCUGGCAGGAAAUGCUGAACCAUGCCACUGCUAAGGUGAACGAGGCAGAAGAGGAGCGGCUGCGGAGCGAGCGGGAGCACCAGCGCGUCACACAGCUGUGCCAGGAGGCCGAGGCGCGGGUGCAGACCCUGCAGAAGAACCUCAAGAGGGUCAUCGUCAAGUCCAAGCCCUACUUUGAGCUCAAGGCCCAGCUCAACCACUUCCUGGAGGAGCAUAAAUCUAAAGUUGUCCGGCUGGAGGAGCGUGUGUCCAAGGUGAAGACCCGUUACUCGGUGGCCCUGCGCAACCUCGAGCAAAUCAGCGAGCAGAUCCAUGCCCAGAGGGGGCGCCGACGAGCUGCAAGGAGGACGCGCUGCACCUACGAGGGGCGGACCUCUCCCAUUGGGGCGGAGUCGGAGGGAGGGGCGUCCGGAGGAGAGGUGGAGAGCGACUGGGUGCUCAGCGAGAAAACCAGACAGUGGGUGGAGAGGCACUCGGAGAGCGGCUGGGGGGUGAGGGAGCGGGCCGAAAUGGACCGGGUCGGGUCGGACACCAUGUCCGUGUUUAGCCUGAGGACCAUCGCGUCCGACCUGGAGAAGUGCGACUCCGUGGAGCACUUGGGCAACCUGAGCGAUGUGGUCAGUUUGGUGGGGGACGAGGGCGAGAAAGACAGGGGCAAGACUGAUGCUCUGGAGGCGGUGAGACAGGGCCAGGCAGCCUGGGAGAGGGAGGCGGAGGCGGCGGUGGUGGCAGCGACGGAAGGAAGCGAGAAGCAGAAGAGUUUCCUCAAACAGCACCACAGGAGUGUGAGUCUGUGAUCCCUGCUCAUGUGAGUCUGUGAUCCCUGCUCAUGUGAGUCUGUGAUCCCUGCUCAUGUGAGUCUGUGAUCCCUGCUCAUGUGAGUCUGUGAUCCUUGCUCAUGUAUGGAGCAGAGUGACUUAUAGAUGAUCAGACAGGGAUGGGAAUUCGAUAUAAUUGCAGAAAAAAAUGCUAGAAGGGUUAGCUAGAGAUAAAAACGGAAAAUAAGUGAAACACUAACAUGCCAUUCAAGAGCUAGCUGUAAUACACCAUGGGCGUACUAAUCGAUGGCGGCCGUAGAUGAAGAGAUCCUUUGUCUCUUCAGGACCACCGUCAGCAGUGAAACACUGGCGCCGCGCAGCGAGGAAUGAUAUUGAUCUGACUCGCUCAGAAACGGAGCUUAUCGGUACACUGUACUUGUAGCUCAGAGAAAGUCGAGUGAAAACACUUCAAUUUAUGCUAUAUUGGUUAAACUCUGUGUCGUGCAUUUUGCUAGAAAUGUUUUCAUUUGUUGUAGAUCCUCUUGGCUGACUGGAUUAUUAACUUAUUACUUAAGUCACUUUAUCAAAACAAAAUACUCAUAGUAGUAACUUUGAAUUGAGUGAUAAAAGGUUUUUAGUUACUGGCUGGGAAAUCAAGCCCAGUUCCUGGAUAAUACUGUUACUAUAGGCUAAAAGGAAGACUACUGAAGUACUUUAAAAAAAAAAAAAAAAAGCCACACAACCGAAACCGAGGUCCUCCAGUGCCCAGUUCCGGACCUCAGCGGGUUUUCCUCUUCCUCCGUCCGGGCUCAGUUUGGACCAGGGAAGCCCUCUCCGUCCGCGCCUUACUGCGCUAUGGCCUUAACGAGAAACCAGCCGUUUUCUCUAGUCGACAGUGACUCUCCAAGUUGUGGCGUCUUUGCGAAAUCUUGGGAACGGUCAGUAUUCUGGACUUGCGUCAACUUUGACCGUCAGAGGGAGUCUUAAGUGCCUUUAGCUGUGAAGGAAGGCAAGGUCUUACAGCAGGGCGUAGAGGAGUCAACACGGAUAGACUGGGAAAUAGUGCAUGAUAAGAUCUCUGUAGUUUCAGCCGAUCCAACUUACCCGCUGGUCACUUUAGUUAUCUCCUGCUUACACGAGGCCAUGUCUGCCUCAUCUCUAGUUCUGAAACCCUCACCUGCUUGUCAUGCUAGAGAAGCAUUAUAAUCUGCCUAAAGUUGGCACCUUUUUGGUCCCCCCCCCCCCCCCCCCCCCCCCACAAGAAAGUAUAAUCCGAACUUCCAAAGGGUCCUCUGAGGAUGGCGCCGGAUUCUUUAAUGAAACAUGACAAGCUCCUCGCGCCACAGACACUCUGCCGCUGCUAGGCUUCAGCACAGGCCCGUUACGGAUUGCAGUCACGUCCUAUCAAAGGGCAGAGUCAUACUCCUGAAAACAAAGAAUUUCAACGAAUUAAAUAUCUUCUUGACAGGCAUGCCUAAACUAAUGCUUUGGCAUGGCAUGAUUUUUCAGCACGCACUGAUUUAUUUUCCCUCGUUUGAUUUUUUUUUUUGUUCUUAAAUAUGUCAUAAUUAGUUUUGGUUUCUCAGCAGGUACUUAUAAUCAGUAGAGCACUUUUAUAAGGUGCCUUUGCCAUAUGAACAUGUAGGAUUAUAAAGAAAAUUGAAUUCAGGCAAGCAUGCACGGUAAUCCUGUUCCUUGGGCUUUAAUGAGAUGCCCCUCGCCGUUACUUUGCAGCUGAUUGGUUUAUCAUCCUUCUGCUGGUCCUUGGUCCUUCCACAGGAUUCCUCUUGGGACUCGGUCAAUGCGAAGGCUUCUGUUUAGUAAUUUAGAGUUGAAGCUUCUCUGACUCCGUACCACUCCCUCCUGGGCAGAGAUGGGACCGGUGGAGGACGAGGCCACAGCUUGUAUAAGUUGUACAUAUUUUUAUGUUUCUUUGUAGCCAUAACCUUGCACGGCUGGUUUCAGUGUUACAGGCACACUGGCGAUCUUUAACGAUCUCAGCUCAAACUGGACCUCGAGCAUCACGUCUCUGCCUCUCUCCUGCCCCGCCUCACCUCCCCCGACGGUUUCUCGUGACUCCCCUCACCCCUACGCUUCCCCCUCCUUCCCAUGUAUUCUUUUCCUCCUGCUCCCUCUGCCCUCCCCCUGACACUGAUCUAUGACACUCUGCGCGAGUGAGCUGGCGAGGGAUGUCCCCUGCGAGCCUCGCUCCCGGAUAAGAGAUCAGCGCUUCCUAGCAGAGCCGCAGCAAAAUGCCUCAUCCCCCAGCCCUGUCUGCCGAAACAUUUUCCUGAGCUUUUUCCACUGACUCCAAGUGUGAUGUCUUUUGAAAAGUGAAGUCGAUGUCUAAUAAUUCAGAUGAUGUGCUUGAUAAUGUCAUUAACGAUGUAAAUGGUAACUUAUGCAACCCUAAAUCAAAUAAAAUUUUUAUUUAAUA
Molecule: messenger RNA, 4268 nt
Organism: Brienomyrus brachyistius
Lineage: Eukaryota; Metazoa; Chordata; Actinopteri; Osteoglossiformes; Mormyridae
Gene: sh3bp5lb
Product: SH3-binding domain protein 5-like, b
Exons: 6
Coding region: 464-1870 (468 amino acids)
Biological process (GO): negative regulation of protein tyrosine kinase activity; intracellular signal transduction
Cellular component (GO): cytoplasm
Molecular function (GO): protein kinase inhibitor activity
Source: RefSeq, a predicted model, not a curated record